CAGUCCUUCCGUGGGAUAGUGCGCCAACAACCACUGUUCCAGUGUUCACCGACCCUCCAACCCAUCUCUCUUUCCUAGCACCUGCAUAGCGUUCACUUAUCACUAUCUUUCUCCGUUCAGUCUGGCCACCAUGGAGGAAAUUGCUCCAGAGUACGAUGUCAUCGUCCUAGGCACAGGCUUGACGGAAUGCGUGCUCUCUGGUGUGCUUUCAGUCAAAGGCAAGAAAGUCCUCCACAUUGACCGAAACGAUCACUACGGCGGCGAAGCUGCCUCAGUAAAUAUCGAGACUCUAUUCAAGAAAUAUGGCAACUUCUCAGAUGGACAAGAGCCAUGGAAGAAAUACGGCCGAGUCAAUGAUUGGAACGUCGACCUCGUCCCCAAACUCCUCAUGGCCAACGGUGAACUCACCAACAUCCUCGUUUCUACCGAUGUGACCCGAUACCUCGAGUUCAAGCAGAUCGCAGGCAGCUUUGUACAACAGGGAACAGGGCCCAGAGCCACCGUGGCCAAGGUCCCCUCUACUGCUGGCGAAGCACUCAGCUCACCAUUGAUGGGUCUAUUCGAGAAGAGACGGGCCAAAAAGUUUUUGGAAUGGGUUGGCGCUUUUGACGAGAGCAACCCUUCGACACAUAAUGGACUCAACCUAAAUAAAUGCACAAUGAAAGAGGUCUACGACAAGUUCGGCCUAGAAGCAACAACUCGAGACUUUAUCGGCCACUCAAUGGCCCUCUACCCAACUGACGAUUACAUCAACGAACCAGGAAUGGCCAAGGAAACGGUCGAGAGAAUUCGACUCUACGCCAAUUCGAUGGCUCGCUACGGCAAAUCCCCCUACAUAUACCCUCUCUACGGUCUAGGCGAACUUCCUCAGGGCUUCGCUCGUCUCUCUGCUAUCUACGGAGGAACCUACAUGUUGAACACAUCUGUGGACGAACUGCAGUACGAAGGCGGCAAAAUCAGUGCCAUCAAAGCGACGAUGCGCGAACGAGGCGAAGAAGGAGAUGGUAUGAAGUUCAGCACCAAGACGAAGAUGAUUCUCGGUGAUCCAUCCUACUUCCCUGGCAAAGUGCAGGUAGUUGGCCAUUUGCUGAAAGCAAUCUGCAUCCUCAACCACCCACUUGACAAGACGGGCGAUAGUGAUUCACUGCAACUCAUCAUCCCACAGUCACAGGUUGGCCGCAAACACGACAUCUAUAUCGCCAUGGUUUCUUCCGCCCACAACGUCUGCCCUAAAGGGUACUACAUCGCCAUUGUGUCCACGAUCGCCGAAACCUCUGCGAAUCACCAUCUCGAACUGCAGCCAGGUCUAGAGCGGCUGGGUCGGAUCGAAGAGAAGUUCAUGGGCCCACCAAUUCCGCUGUACCAGCCUUUGGAGAGUGGUGUGAAUGAUCAGAUCUUCAUUUCCAACAGCUUCGAUGCGUCAAGUCACUUCGAAACAGUCACGGAAAACGUACGGGAUAUCUACCGCAGAGCAAUGGGCGAGGAGCUGAAGGUGGAAGGGCUGAGGGAAGGUCAGACAUUGGCUGAGGAGUAAUCAUGUUUUGGGAAGGAAAGGCUUGUGCCAGCGCUUGGAUCGAGUAUGUCAGUCAGUGCACAGCAAACAAACUUAUGCAUGGCGUAAGGAGUUGUACAGCUGAGAAUCAUAGCUAGACGACAGCCCGUUUUUGCAAUCUAGUCAUCUUGCUAUCUUGGUGGGAGGGACUACGUUGUCUUCCCCUUUAUCGUCUGCCCGCCGCCCAAGAUCUGCUUUCUGACUCUAGUAUACGCAUCGACUCCGAUCAGCGCCGCUAUUCACAGUUUGUCAGCAUAAAUACAUCAAAU
Molecule: messenger RNA, 1821 nt
Organism: Exophiala xenobiotica
Lineage: Eukaryota; Fungi; Ascomycota; Eurotiomycetes; Chaetothyriales; Herpotrichiellaceae
Exons: 6
Coding region: 131-1534 (467 amino acids)
Biological process (GO): vesicle-mediated transport; small GTPase-mediated signal transduction; protein transport
Cellular component (GO): cytoplasm
Molecular function (GO): Rab GDP-dissociation inhibitor activity
Source: RefSeq, a predicted model, not a curated record